UGAAGCCCAAACCGUCCUUUAAAACCCCAAACCAAGAAGUUCGACAGUUAAAACAACAGUAUAUUGUUCACUAUACGGCUCCGCUCUGAGUUGGUAACGCGCCGUCUCCUCCACUUCCAGCCUCCGACUCUUGCCUUGUGUCGCCUCGCUAAUUUCUCAAGUCCAUAGGAUAAAGCACAGAUGCCCCACAGAACACGGCCUAUGACAGCGCUGUUAGUGUUCACUGGCCUCAACGUUGUCUUGGUCUCAACCAUUACUCCUGUCUAUGAUUUUGUCUGCUUCCUUCCUUACUGGGAAAGACGGCGAGAACGGCGUCGUCUUGAACGUGAAGCUUUAGCACAUAGAUCUCAAUCAUCCUGAAAGAUCUCUGGGAUCCUUUUGGAUUAAUGAGUAAUUUAUUAAAUGCAUCACUUUGAGUGCAAAUUUUUCUUCUUGGAAGUCAAGAUGUACGAUAAGAGGUGAGGUGAGAGGCCCUUGCCUAUUGCUUGUUGUGUCUGAAUUUCCAUAGAUUGGAAACUGUUACAUUGAAAAAGGGGAAAUGCUAUGUCAAAGUCUUUUUAAGACUUCAUGGAUGUAUUAAAGUGAUCAAAAUUACAAGGUUGGGCUGUGCAGAUGGUGUAUGAUUCAAUGAAGUGCCAUCAUCAAACAUGACACGUGAACUCUUAAAUUGUAAUUUUCUGGAAUCAAAUUAAUGGUAGCUUUAGCCUUACUGAUGUUUGGAUAUCCCCUUAGAUGGGGAUAAUCUUAUGGACAAAUAAGAAAUAAUACGCCAUUGUCCAGGAAGUUAAAUUUUCAAA
Molecule: messenger RNA, 797 nt
Organism: Theobroma cacao (cacao)
Lineage: Eukaryota; Viridiplantae; Streptophyta; Magnoliopsida; Malvales; Malvaceae
Source: RefSeq, a predicted model, not a curated record